Notechis scutatus (mainland tiger snake) is the source of this 535-nucleotide messenger RNA. NCBI's taxonomy places the organism in Eukaryota, Metazoa, Chordata, Lepidosauria, Squamata, Elapidae. The record is from RefSeq and is a predicted model, not a curated record.
AAAAUUUGUGCAUUGGAACCUGAAGGCCGGUUGAAAAUAGACCUGGUCCUAAUGAAGGCUGAUGCUCUGCUUCAGUGUAUCAGUGAGGAGCAAAAGCAUGAAAUAUUAUCCAGGCUAAAGGAUGUUAAAGCCAUGUGGGAAGAAACAGCCAUAUACAUUACUCAUUGUCACAGCCGCAUUGAGUGGGUGUGGUUGCAUUGGAGUGAAUACUUGAAGGCCCAGGAUGAAUUUUACACCUGGCUUCACAACAUGAAGGUGACCUUGGAACCUGACAUAGAGUUGCAGCUUGGCUUAAAGGAGAAGCAGUGGCAGCUUAGCCAUGCUCAGGUCCUACUGAAAGAUGUUCAGAAUCGGUCAUCUUUGCUGGAUCGGCUACUAGAGGAAGCCAUAUCUCUCUAUAACCGAAUUGGAGAUACAAGUGUUGAUGAAGAUGCCCGAGAAAAGAUGAAGGAGGAAUAUGAAGAAAUCAAGAAUGAAGCAGAGGUGAGAAAAAUUCAGAGUGAAGGCCAAAUAGAAGAGCAAAAUAGAUGUUACA